CAUGGAACUUCACCGUCUUAUAGAUGAUGUAGAUUCGAAUUCUGUCACUCCAUUAGAUUCGGAAAUUAGAUCAGUUAUCUCAAUUCUUUCCCGUCAGGUCGCUGAACUUUGUAAUAAAAAUAUGGAAUAUAAUGAUUCCUUAAUUCGAAUGAAUGAUGAUUUAAAUUUAUCUCGUAAUCACCUGCCCGCACCUGGGUUAUCAAAUAGUUCCGAUUCCUUCUUCGACGUACAUAAGGCAAUUCGUGGCGAAGAAAAUUCUAUUUAUAAUACAACACGCCAACAAAUGAACCCGCUUGCUACAUUGUGGUUCAUUAAAUAUUUAGUCGAUCACGAUCUUUGCAAACCUGAUAAAAAUAAUCGUCAUUUACUUUCACUUUUGACGAAUAUUCCGGAACACGAUAUUGAUCGGUGGUUUAUAAGGACAAACCAAAACUAUAUCAAAUCAAACGAUAAGAAAAUUGCCCGUGAAAAAUUGAACGAACGUGCGAAAACCACUAGCAAACAAUUACGGAGGCCAAACUCAUUAAAAACAAAUGGUUCGAAUUCUACACGUGGAUCGCCGUACACCAAACCCACUCGCG
Molecule: messenger RNA, 581 nt
Organism: Cetraspora pellucida
Lineage: Eukaryota; Fungi; Glomeromycota; Glomeromycetes; Diversisporales; Gigasporaceae
Source: the annotation of a GenBank genome assembly